UCGGGACACUCUCUCAUUUUUUUGUCAAAUCUCACUCAUCCCACUCCUCCACUAGAUGACUGCCACAUCACUAUUUUCUCCCUCUAACCCUCUCAGCCCUCUCCUCUCUCAACUCCGUCUUCUUUAUUUCUCUGUGCUCUCUGUGCAACGCAGGGCAACGAUCCCCAUCGCCGUUAAAUGUGUACUUUGACGAGUCCUCAGGUCACCACCACUCUAGAGGUUGCAGUGGCCAACACCACCGCCAGCCACUCACGGCGAUGGCCAUUCUGGCGAGCCAGAUCACACCACCUCGUCAUUCAGCUCGCCAUCUUUUCUUACAAACUCUCUCUCAUUUUUUUGCUUCUCGGUCCACAGAUGUACUGCACCACCGCCACCCAAUCUCGCGAACUUCAGCGAGAUUUCCAGUUCUACGAUCAAGAAACGAUUCGGGGAAAGAAACUCAUUUUCGAGGAGAACCGUGGCCAUCAAGCCAUAUUCAUGCCAUUUUUUCGAUCAACGCCGACCUUGCCUUAGCCUUAAAUGGCGAAACACAUUGCAAGGACUCUCAAUGCUACAAGGCAGAUUCGACUCGACGACAUGAUAUAUGUCAUAUACUCAUUUACGAAAGUUGUGACGUAUGGCAUCCUUGAAAUAUUGCUACAUUUGGUAAGCUUUUUUAUACUAUAUGUAGUAUUUAUAUUUUGGAAACUAUACUUCUUUUACAGCGAGAGGUUAUUAUGUUUUCGAAAAGGUUUUUAUAAAACUUUUAUUUUUAGGCCCAGUCACCUUUGAUUUUCGUCCCUCUAGGUUUAGCAGCUGAACUUUUGAAUCAAUGAGGAUGCUUGGAAAAUCUGGUAUUGGAGACUACCUCUGAUGGUAUAAUUCUCAAUUCACUCUACUGUACAUUACUUAUGCUCUGACAUCACGUGUGAAAUGAGUUCAUUCCCGCUUACCAGCGCACUCUUGUUUUUAGGCACUUUUAGAUUUAAAUUUAUUCACAUUUUCUACAUCACUACACUUUAUGGCUUCGUCACCUUCCAGGUAUCGGCCAGCACUGCUCGAUUCAGAGUCCUAGUAAACAUUCCGGGUAGGGGUGUGUCACAAACCCUCAUGAAUAUUAUUUUUAAGGGAGUUCAAAAUAAACAAAGUUUAUAAUCAUGAAUGUACAAGUCCGAAACAUGUGAAAUCCCAUAUAAACACUCAUGAUGUACUAAUGUUUUCAUUAGGCUCUUAUUUUGGAGUAUGUAAUACUUGAAAGACAAAUGUUAUUUUAUUUUAUUUUUUUAUUUU
Pyrus x bretschneideri (Chinese white pear) is the source of this 1269-nucleotide messenger RNA. RefSeq lists its product as uncharacterized. The record is from RefSeq and is a predicted model, not a curated record. Lineage: Eukaryota; Viridiplantae; Streptophyta; Magnoliopsida; Rosales; Rosaceae. The coding region runs from base 258 to 629 and encodes 123 amino acids. The transcript is spliced from 5 exons.